AACACCCAGCCCCGUGGUCUCUUCUCGUCACACGCACCGUCGCCAAAUUACGAUUCGCCCCUCCUCGCCCUGACCGCCGCGGGGUCCCCGCCCCGCCCCGGCGCCCGCGAUGGUCGACACGCGGCGGAGCUCCGCCAGGAAGCGCCCGCCGCCCGCCGCCUCCUCCUCCUCGGAGGAGGCCUCCACGCCGCCGCCCCCCGCCGCGGAGGACGCGCUCGCGGCCGCCAAGUCGCCCGUCCCCGCGCCCGCCCCUGCCCCGCAGGGGCAGGGGCAGGCGAAGCCCGAUUCCCGGCCCCGGACCCGCCCCAGCAAGCGAGCCAAGGCCCAGGGCGAGAAGACGCUGGCGGCGCAACCGCCCCCCGACGAGGCGGCCAAGGCACCGGGCCUUGUAGUAGAUGGCGCGUCGGACCCGACCCGGCGGCCCGUCCCGGCGUCCUCCACGGUGUCCAAUUCCACCGGAGCGAGGAAGAAGAGGACGCCCAGGCGCCCCCUCUCCCCAGAGGAGGCGACCGCGGAGGAGAUGGCGAAGUGGAAGACGAAGCACAGAGCCAGCGGACGGACUUUGGCCUGGGGGAGACUCAUUUCCCAAUCUGUUCAGUAUCCGACGAUUCCUAUUUAUUCUACCCAUUUUACUGUUGGCCACGGUGGCAAACAUGAUUUGAAAUUGACCGACUCAUAUCCUGGAGCACUUGUUUGCAAACUGAAGCAUGUUAGGAGGGGAGCUGCCCUUGAAGUCUUUGUAUCGAAAGCUGUCCAUGUAAAUGGGAAGGCCUUAGACAGGCCUUCUAAGGUUACCUUGACUGGAGGCGAUGAAGUUAUUUUUAGUUCGCUUGGGAGGCAUGCUUAUAUAUUUCAGCAGCUUCCAGAAGAAAAAUCAAGCACAUCGGCCUUGUCAUCUUCGUGUGUGUUUCCGCAAGGGCAGUAUCCAGUUAUCGGAGGCACACUGGAUCAGUUAUCAUGUAAAAGGACCAAGUUAUCAGUGCCAUUUAGUUUUGGAAAUGGCCGCCCUCCAUUAGUUCCUCAUGAUACAGAGAUAGUCAGCAGUUUAUGUAAAACAAUGGAGGAGCAGGGCCAGUUUUCUUCUGAAGAAAAUGUACCAUUUGCUCAACAUGAACUAUUAAAAGAAGAUCUGAAGAAUGCAAUUGUUAGCGCAAGUGAUAUAUCAGAGUCAUUUGAUAGUUUCCCAUAUUACCUGAGUGAGAAUACCAAAAGUUCUCUCCUGACACCGGCACAUGUAAAUUUGUGUUGUAAGAAUGCCAUGCAGUGGACAAAAAAGAUAUCUUUCAUUUCUCAACGAGUAUUAUUAUCUGGUCCAGCAGGGUCUGAGAUAUACCAAGAAACAUUGGUGAAGGCUCUGACCAAAUACUUCAAUGCUAAUCUGCUCGUCGUAGAUUCAUCGUUGCUGUUGGGUGGACAGUCAUCGAAGUCAAAGGAAUCAGUGGCGUACAAAAAAGGUGAUAGAGUGAGAUACAUUGGUUCUUCGCAAUCAACAAAGAUCCUUGAAGGACCAAGAGCUCCCGAUUAUGGUUCACAGGGUGAAGUGCGACUUUCUUUUGAGGAAAAUGCAUCCUCAAAAGUUGGAGUCAGAUUCGACCAACCGAUUCCUGGCGGCAUUGAUCUUGGGGGCAGUUGUGAGGUUGAUCACGGUUUCUUCUGUUCAGUCGAUUAUUUGUGCCUUGAUGGUCCAGGAUGGGAAGAGAGAGCUAAACAUCCAUUUGAUGUAAUAUUUGAGUUUGUUUGUGAAGAACGCGAGCAUGGUCCUCUUAUCCUAUUUCUGAAGGACGUUGAAAAAGUGUGUGGGAACAGUUACUCGUAUCAUGGUCUAAAGAGUAAGCUUGAAAGUUUUCCAGAGGGUGUUUUUAUUAUUGGGUCUCAGAUCCAGGCAGACACUCGGAAAGACAAGCUGAACAAUGGGUCUCCUUUCCUUAAGUUCCAGUACAGCCAAGCAGCCAUACUUGACCUUGCGCUCCAGGAUGGCUUUGGCCGAGUGAAUGAUAAAAACAAAGAAGCAGUGAAGACUGCGAAGCAUGUCACUAAGGUUUUCCCUAGUAAAGUGACAAUACAGCCACCGCAGGAUGACUUGGAAUUAUCACGGUGGAAACAACUAUUAGAUCAUGAUGUCGAAAUUCUGAAGGCAAAGGCUAACAUUUCAAAAGUUCAAUCUUUUCUAACUCGCCAUGGUCUGGAAUGUGCUGAUGUAGAGACAACACUAUGUGUUAAAGAUCGAACUCUUACAAACGAAUGUGUUGAUAAAAUAGUUGGUUACACUUUGAGUCAUGAAGUUAUGAAUUGUACUGUUCCAACUCCUGGAAAGGAUGCGAUUGUUGCUCUUUCUGGUGAAAGCCUUCAGCAUGGGGUUGAUUUGUUGGAAAGCAUGCAAAAUGACCAUAAGAAAAAGAACACAAAGAAAUCACUCAAGGAUGUUGCCACAGAGAAUGAAUUUGAAAAAAGGCUUCUUAGUGAUGUUAUCCCUCCAAAUGAGAUAGGUGUUACCUUUGACGACAUUGGAGCGCUAGAGAAUGUCAAGGACACUUUGAAGGAAUUAGUGAUGCUUCCAUUACAAAGGCCAGAGUUGUUCUCCAAGGGACAACUUAUGAAGCCAUGCAAAGGAAUAUUACUUUUUGGUCCACCUGGUACGGGGAAGACCAUGCUUGCUAAAGCUGUUGCAACAGAGGCUGGUGCUAACUUCAUCAACAUAUCAAUGUCAAGCAUUGCCUCUAAGUGGUUUGGCGAGGGAGAAAAAUAUGUGAAAGCUGUGUUCUCACUUGCAAGCAAAAUUGCACCUAGUGUCAUUUUUGUGGAUGAGGUUGAUGGCAUGCUGGGUAGACGUGAGAACCCUGGGGAACAUGAAGCUAUGCGUAAGAUGAAAAAUGAAUUUAUGGUGAACUGGGAUGGUCUGAGAACAAAAGCUAAAGAACGUGUAUUAGUACUUGCUGCGACAAAUAGGCCAUUUGAUCUUGAUGAGGCUGUUAUUAGGAGGCUCCCAAGGAGAUUGAUGGUGAAUUUACCAGAUGCAACCAAUAGGAAAAAGAUUCUUAGCGUAAUACUAUCCAAAGAAGAGUUGGCAGAUGAUGUAGAUCUGGAGGCACUGGCCAACUUGACUGAGGGGUAUUCAGGCAGUGAUCUGAAGAAUCUGUGUGUUACUGCUGCACAUCGUCCAAUAAGGGAAAUCCUUGAAAAAGAGAAGAAGGAGAGAUCCUUAGCAGAAGCAGAAAAUAAACCCUUGCCUCCUAAGUAUUCUAGCAGUGAUGUCCGUUGCCUAAAUUUGAGUGAUUUUAAGCAUGCGCAUGAGCAGGUAUGUGCAAGUAUAUCAUCCGAUUCAACAAAUAUGAAUGAGCUUAUUCAAUGGAACGAUCUCUAUGGCGAAGGCGGAUCUAGGAAGAAGACACCUCUAAGCUACUUCAUGUAGGUUAUGAGUAGCCUGUGUACAUACAACAGAAGUAUUAGCAUGAAGCGACCAAGAUAGACAACAAAUAGCUCUUGUCGUCUUUGGUUGAUAGGCAAUUGUCGAGUUUAUUAGUUUCAAUCUUUAUUGAUGCCAAAUGGAAGUUCCAACAAAAUAAUAUAGGGCCGAUUGGUCCCAUCCUUCUCCCCCAUCCAUACCUUGUCAAACCUGUGUGUAGCCUUAACCUCAGCAUCAGAACAGUUCGGUUAAUUUUGUGACUGCAGUCAGAGUCGGUGCAAACUCAUUUAAUCAACACAUGGAUGUUUUAUAUU
This is a messenger RNA of Lolium perenne, 3717 nucleotides long. RefSeq lists its product as uncharacterized. Gene Ontology annotation, molecular function: ATP binding; ATP hydrolysis activity. Gene Ontology annotation, cellular component: mitochondrial outer membrane. Lineage: Eukaryota; Viridiplantae; Streptophyta; Magnoliopsida; Poales; Poaceae. The record is from RefSeq and is a predicted model, not a curated record.